AUGGAUGCCCAUAGCUACAGUAUGCUUGAGACAACCGAAGUUUCAAGUGCUCAGAUAAUAAAUACAUCUUGCCCAACUUUAGCUACAUUUCUGUAUAAACCUACCAAAUGUAAAAGCGUUUUUCUCAUUCAACUCAUUGGCCGAGCAGCUGGUUACGCUCUUCAAAAAUCAUUUACUAUUAAUGUAUGUCUAGCAAACCAGUUUACUUUUUUAGGAAGUAACAGUGUUUCACCAUCAAAACCCACCACACCAAUAGGUAGCAAUACACCACGAUCAACAUCACAAAUUAUUAUAACUGAUGAGAAUGUACGCAAGAAAUCCAGGAUAGAGUUAUUAUCUAUAUUACCGAAGGACACUGACACAAACAGUUCUAGAAAUGGUAUUGAUAAUGACUCCGGUGAUAAUAAACCAGUUAUUUCCGAGCAAAACGGUGGUAAAAAAGAAAACAGCGGCAAUGAGUUUUAUGAUAUCCUUAAAGAGAGACAGAAACGAAUUUCCUUACAAAUGAAUAAGCGAAUUAACUGA
Molecule: messenger RNA, 525 nt
Organism: Lottia gigantea (owl limpet)
Lineage: Eukaryota; Metazoa; Mollusca; Gastropoda; Lottiidae
Exons: 2
Coding region: 1-525 (174 amino acids)
Source: RefSeq, a predicted model, not a curated record